Metarhizium robertsii ARSEF 23 is the source of this 321-nucleotide messenger RNA. Its product is annotated as Ribosomal protein S27/S33, mitochondrial. The coding region runs from base 1 to 321 and encodes 106 amino acids. The record is from RefSeq and is a predicted model, not a curated record. Gene Ontology annotation, cellular component: mitochondrion. Lineage: Eukaryota; Fungi; Ascomycota; Sordariomycetes; Hypocreales; Clavicipitaceae. The transcript is spliced from 4 exons.
AUGAGUGUACCACGAGCCCGGUUACUAGACUUAAUGAAGGCGCAAUGCCAGGUCUUCGCGACGACAUACAACCCGGAGGGCGUGCGCAUGGGCAACAAGGUCCUGCGGCAGCGAUUAAAAGGCCCGGCCCUCGCCGCCUACUAUCCGAGAAAGGUUGCUACCAUCAAGGACGUGAAACGAGAAUUUGGACCUGUAUUAGCAACGUGGGAUGAGGCCGAAGAAGACCGAUUUGAAUACAUUGAAGAGUUGAAGCAGCGGGGAAAGAGCGCGCCAAAAAAGAAGAAUGGCCCUCCUGCCGAGAAGCCGGGCAGGAAGCGAUAA